Drosophila willistoni is the source of this 562-nucleotide messenger RNA. RefSeq names its product NHP2-like protein 1 homolog (gene hoip). Gene Ontology annotation, cellular component: nucleolus; small-subunit processome; box C/D methylation guide snoRNP complex. The record is from RefSeq and is a predicted model, not a curated record. Gene Ontology annotation, biological process: maturation of SSU-rRNA; ribosome biogenesis; mRNA splicing, via spliceosome. Gene Ontology annotation, molecular function: RNA binding. Lineage: Eukaryota; Metazoa; Arthropoda; Insecta; Diptera; Drosophilidae. The coding region runs from base 113 to 496 and encodes 127 amino acids. The transcript has 2 exons.
UUGUAAAACGUUUUAUUCGUUGAAAUUCUGCCCUCAGUGAAGCAACAAGCCGAGAGGUUGCAUUUAAAUUUGUUCAAAUAAACCCGAAUAAAAAGCAUUAAUAAUAACCAACAUGAGCGAGGAAGUGAACCCGAAAGCAUUCCCUUUGGCCGAUGCACAAUUGACUGGCAAGAUAAUGCACUUGCUGCAGCAGGCCCUCAACUACAAUCAGUUGCGGAAGGGAGCCAAUGAAGCCACCAAGACUCUGAAUCGUGGCCUGGCUGAUAUUGUGGUCCUGGCAGGUGACACCGAGCCCAUCGAGAUUCUGCUCCACUUGCCCUUGUUGUGCGAGGACAAGAAUGUGCCGUAUGUUUUUGUGCGCUCGAAACAGGCUUUGGGACGCGCCUGCGGUGUCUCCCGACCCAUUGUGGCUUGCUCGGUUACCACCAACGAGGGUAGCCAGCUGAAGUCGCAGAUUACCUCCAUACAGCAGGAAAUUGAAAGGCUGUUAGUUUAAGGACAAAAGUGUGUACAAAUUUAUAACAAAAAUAUAUAAGAGACGAAACUUUAUACAAAUACUAAA